Molecule: messenger RNA, 2046 nt
Organism: Ceratina calcarata
Lineage: Eukaryota; Metazoa; Arthropoda; Insecta; Hymenoptera; Apidae
Gene: Rap1
Product: RAS oncogene family member Rap1
Exons: 4
Coding region: 878-1432 (184 amino acids)
Biological process (GO): Rap protein signal transduction
Cellular component (GO): membrane
Molecular function (GO): GTP binding; GTPase activity
Source: RefSeq, a predicted model, not a curated record
ACGUUGUCGCAUAGUCAUAGGCAGAGGGCAAAGCGGCGAGCAGCAGAGAGGCAUCGCCCUAGAUAACGGUAGAAUCGUGGGCUGGUGUCGUGCUGGUUUUCGCGAAAGUGCUUCGAAAACCGAGAGGAAAGGAUAGAUUCGUUCGCGAGAAGAAACGAAACGUUCCCUGUGGCGAGGUCGUUCUCUCGCGGUGCGCGAACCUAAGCCGCCUCGAGCCACACAGUGAGUAAUCGGGUUCGUCGAGGCGAGUAGACCGGAUCGAGAGUACCGUGGCCCGUACAGGCUUUGGUGCACCCGCGCCGCGCGAGAUUUCCGAAGAGCAAAGUGCGAAAUUCCUUUGGCAAAUGAUACGUUUUGUUUCGCUGUUCGUAACUGCGUAUCGGUGAUUCCGCAUCAACCGGCACCAGCAGUACCAUCGUGUUCCAUCCUCUUCUCGGUUUGUUUCGAUGUGUUCUCUACCUAAAACCGACGACGAUCAACAGCACAGAAGUAGGAAGAAGCAGCGAGUAGCCGUCGGAGAAUCUUUGUGCGGUAGGAUAUAGCUAGACUGCGAACGAGGACGGAGAACGCAAGAGAGGAAGAAAGAGAGCGGUGAAAGAACGAGGAGAGACGGAGGAACGGUGAAGGAAGGAGUGUGCGAAGAGGAUAGCCCGAGAGACAGAGAGAAAGAGACGAGGAUAGAGUGCGACGGAGGGCCAUUAGAUACGAGGGAUACACGGGUGUAUACAUAACGUCGACGUACGCCGAGCAGAUCCAACGAAUAUUUUGAAGGCGCUAAGAUCAGUUUCAAGAGAAGGCAAAGGAGUGGAGCAAAACGUGGCGGAUUCGGUGACCCCUCGGCUGUGACCAGAGGCGCACACAGAAUUAGGGCAAGGAGAUGCGUGAAUAUAAAAUAGUGGUGUUGGGCAGUGGAGGCGUAGGCAAGUCCGCCCUCACUGUCCAGUUAGUCCAAGGCAUCUUCGUCGAGAAGUACGAUCCGACGAUCGAGGACAGCUACCGCAAACAGCUCGAGGUCGACGGUCAACAAUGUAUGUUAGAAAUCCUAGACACAGCGGGAACGGAACAAUUCACAGCCAUGAGGGACCUUUACAUGAAAAACGGGCAGGGUUUCCUGUUAGUGUACUCGAUAACGGCGCAGUCGACGUUCAACGACUUGCUGGACCUCAGGGAACAGAUCCUGCGGGUAAAGGACACAGAUGACGUGCCUAUGGUGCUGGUGGGCAACAAGUGCGAUCUAGAGGACGAGAGGGUGGUGGGCAAAGACCAGGGCGUCAACCUUGCCCGGCAAUUUAACAGCGCCUUCAUGGAGACCUCUGCCAAAGCCAAAAUUAAUGUUUACGAUGUCUUCUACGACUUGGUGCGGCAAAUCAACAAAAAGUCGCCUCAGAUGAAGGUGAAGCAGAAAAAGAAAUCGCUGUGCCUACUUCUGUAAGGUAGAUUCUAGCAGAAGCCCGUACUCUCCUGCAUGAACAAAUUCACGUAUAAAAAGAAAGAAGAAAAGAAAGAGGGAAAGAAUCAACCAGCAAACGACCAGCAACAAAUCCGGACACAGCCAGCGGAUGACACAGGGGUGGGUUUAGGUGAUCACGGAGCAGAAACUAGACCUAGAUAGCGGGGAAGAAGGGGCUGAUGAAACUAUAAAUAAGUAGAAGAAACAGAGAUAGAAGUCGUGGAACACCGAGGAGAAGAAGCGAGAGGGAACGACCGAAGAGGGAACUAUAUAACAAAACGAAGAACGCGACGACGCGACAGGAGGUCGGGGAGGGACAAAGAGAGACUGGAGAAAACAGAUGGAGAGAGAGUGGGUGGGGUAGAAACAGCGAGUAAAAAGAAAUAACAAAUAAUGAAAAACUAAUAAUGUUGUAUAUACGUUGGUCCCGGGGUGGCUCGUGUGCACGCGCAAAUACAAAGGGCGCACAAAAGAGUUUUUAGUGUUAACGAGGACCCCGUGGCGUCGGUUAUCAUUGUAGUAGGAGUUUUGCAUUAAAUAAAUAAAAAAAGGAAAAAAACAAACGAGAGACAAGGAAGAAAGAAAGAAGAAAGGAA